Lotus japonicus is the source of this 780-nucleotide messenger RNA. RefSeq lists its product as uncharacterized. NCBI's taxonomy places the organism in Eukaryota, Viridiplantae, Streptophyta, Magnoliopsida, Fabales, Fabaceae. The record is from RefSeq and is a predicted model, not a curated record. The transcript is spliced from 4 exons. Bases 1 to 780 code for a protein of 259 amino acids.
AUGGCAAUUGCUCUACGUUAUGCUAAUAAAACUAGAAGUAUUGUUGAGCGUUUUUUAGGCAUUGUUCAUGUUAAGGAUACCACUGCUUCAUCAUUGAAAUCGGAAAUUGAUGAACUACUUUGUAAACAUGGGCUUAGUAUAUCAAGUAUCCGUGGACAAGUUGCUAUUGCUCAAGAACAUGGUGUAGUUUCCUUUUUUUUUAACUUUGUCUCCAAGUUAAUGAAUGUUGUUGGGGGAUCUUGCAAGCGAUUUGACAUGCUUCAUGAAAAACAAUGGGAACAUAUUAGAGAGGAAUUAAGCAAAGGAGAAAUUUCUAGUGGGCAAGGUCUUAAUCAAGAAACUAAUCUGGCACGCUCUGCUGAUACUCGUUGGAGUUCUCAUUAUGUCACUUUGGUUAGGAUAAUAUUGAUGUAUUUUUCUAUUAUUGAUGUUCUUGACAUUAUGAAAGAAGACAGAUACCCCCGACAGGCAAAUGUGUUGGAAUUUGCAAGUUUUUAUCCAAAUGAGUUCACUCCAUUUAAUUUAGUGAUGUUUGAUAAUGCACUAGAUUGUUACAUCGUAGAUAUGCAUACGAGUGAUGAAUUUGCCUUUUUGGAAGGACUCCAACAACUUUCGAAGAAGUUGGUUGAAAAAGGAAGACAUGUCGUGCUGCGUAACCGAAUUGGAGAUACAUGGAUGAAUGAUUGUUUAGUUACUUACAUUGAGAGUGAUGUAUUCAAUAACAUUGACUUUGAGCUUAUUGUUCAACGAUUUCAGAAUAUGAAAUCGCGUAGAGAAUAA